GAACCACCGUAGCGAACAUAUCGCUGGUAACUUGCUUGGAAGCUAAUGAUAGUAUCGUGUGCCAUCGAGAACGUCACUGGUAUAUGUCUCGGGUUAUUUUCGUCGUAGGGUCAGUGCGUUCCCUACUGCCGAGAGACGUGUAAGCCUGCUCCACUUCUCAUCGCCUUUCUUCCUUAAUUAUCAGGUGCGUCAGCGGGCAGCAUGCUGCUGGAGGUAGUGGUGGCGGUGCUGGUGGUGGUGCUUAGCGUGAAGGUGUACACCAUCGUCACGGCUGGCCGCUGCACCAGCACCAGGUCCAUGGCGGGCAAGACGGUCAUCAUUACUGGCGCCACGGCAGGCAUCGGGAAGGAGACGGCUCGUGACCUGCUGCGGCGCGGUGCCCGCGUCAUCAUCGCCUGCAGGAACAUGGAGAAGAGUACCAGGGUGGCCGGUGAACUGCGGGACGACGUGGGCAGCGUCGGGGAGGUGGUGGUGCGUCACCUCGACACCUCUGACCUCACCUCCGUCAGGACCUUCGCCAAGGAGGUGCUGGACACCGAGAAGGCCAUCCACGUGCUGGUCAACAACGCGGGCAUGUACAGCCCGGGGGAACGAAAGGUUACAGCGAACGCCCUCGAGCUGACCAUGGCGACCAACCACUUCGGUCACUUCCUGCUGACCAACCUGCUGCUUGGUCGCCUGAAGGAGUCAGUGCAGAGUCGUAUCAUCAACGUGUCAUCCGAGGCCUACAAAUGGCCUGGCGAGAAGGAUAUGAAAGAUCUGGCGAUGAACAUCACGUACUCGCCGUUUCACGCCUAUUCCGUCAGCAAGCUGUGUAACGUUCUCUUCACCCGUGAACUUGCUGAUAGGAUGGCUGGCACGGGCGUGACGGUCAACAGCCUCCACCCAGGCUUCGUGAAGACAGACAUUAUAACCACAAAGUUCAGUUUGUUCUUGUUCACCAUUUACAUCGGGACGUUCUUCGCCGCAAAGGACGUGGUCACCGGCGCCCAGACCACCAUCCAUCUGGCGGUGUCGGAGGAGGUGGAGGGUGUGACCGGCCGCUACUUCGCUGACUGCAAAGAGACAGCCACCACCGAGCUGGCGCGCCGCAAGGACCUGGCCACCGCCCUGUGGGAGGCCAGCGUGAAGGCCGUGGGGCUGCAGCAGCACGAGACACGCUCACAAAACUCUCGUUGGUUAAUGAUGUUAUUGCCUCGCCCACACUCCCUCCCUCCCAACCACAUCUUUCCCCUAGACGUGGUCAAUCAACGUCCCCUUCUGCCCCGCCCCGCCAUGCACACCAGUGACUUGCUUGUUUGGCUGCCGCAGGACUUGGUGUGUGCGUGUUACCUGACCUACAAAGACAGCGGUAGCAGCAACAACAAAAACAACAACCACAAGCGUGCGUCACCGGGCAGCAUGCUGCUGGAGGUAGUGGUGGCGGUGCUGGUGGUGGUGCUUAGCGUGAAGGUGUACACCAUCGUCACAGCUGGCCGCUGCACCAGCACCAGGUCCAUGGCGGGCAAGACGGUCAUCAUUACUGGCGCCACGGCAGGCAUCGGGAAGGAGACGGCUCGUGACCUGCUGCGGCGCGGUGCCCGCGUCAUCAUCGCCUGCAGGAACAUGGAGAAGGGAGCCAGGGUGGCCGGUGAGCUGAGGGCCGACGUGGGCAGCGUCGGGGAGGUGGUGGUGCGACACCUCGACACCUCCAACCUCGCCUCCGUCAGGACCUUCGCCAAGGAGGUGCUAGACACCGAAAAGGCAAUCCACGUGCUGAUGAACAACGCGGGUAUCCUUGGGCCAAACAAAAGACAGGUGACGACGGAAGGCCUCGAGCUGACCAUGGCGACCAACCACUUCGGUCACUUCCUGCUGACCAACCUGCUGCUGGGUCGCCUGAAGGAGUCUGCGCCGAGUCGUAUCGUCAACGUGUCCUCCACGUGCCACUACUGGCCUGCCGAGAAGGAUUUGAAAGAUCUGGCGAUGAAUGUCAAGUACACGUCGUUGCACGCCUACUCCGUCAGCAAGCUUUGCAACGUUAUCUUCACCCGUGAACUGGCGGACAGGAUGGCCGGCACGGGCGUGACGGUCAACAGCCUCGACCCAGGCUUCGUGAAGACAGACAUUAUGCCUUUUGGUUACAACCUCUUCAUACUCGUCAGUCUCUUCCUCAGGACCUUCGCCGCAAAGGAAACGGAUACCGGAGCCCAGACCAAUAUCCACCUGGCAGUGUCGGAGGAGCUCGAGGGCGUGACCGGUCGCUACUUCUCUGACUGCAAGGAGAAACCCGCCCACAAGUUGGUGAGCCGCAAGGACCUGGCCGCCGCCCUGUGGGAGGCCAGCGUGAAGGCCGUCGGGCUGCAGCAACACGAGGCACACUACAUUAGGGAGAGUUUUGAUAGUACCUGGUGCCCCCAAGCCCAGUUGUUGUGUAUAUCUUGGUGUUAUCAGCGCCGCGGGCCCAGUGCAUUCCUGCCUGCAGAGGAAGGUGUAGCCCCGCUCCUCUUCUCGUCUCUCCCAACCGGUGCGUCAGCGGGCAGCAUGCUGCUGGAGGUGGUGGUGGCGGUGCUGGUGGUGGUGCUUAGCGUGAAGGUGUACACAACAGUAAAGGCUGGCCGCUGCACCAGCACCAGGUCCAUGGAGGGCAAGACGGUCAUUAUUACUGGCGCCACGGCAGGCAUCGGGAAGGAGACGGCUCGUGACCUGCUGCGGCGCGGUGCCCGCAUCAUCAUCGCCUGCAGGAACAUGGAGAAGGGCGCCAGGGUGGCCGGUGAGCUGAGGGCUGACGUGGGCAGCGUCGGGGAGGUGGUGGUGCGACACCUCGACACCUCCGUCCUCGCCUCCGUCAGGACCUUCGCCAAGGAGGUGCUGGACACCGAGAAGGCAAUCCACGUGCUGAUCAACAACGCUGGCAUCCUGGGCCCAGACAAAAGACAGGUGACGGCGGAAGGCCUCGAGCUGACUAUGGCGACCAACCACUUCGGUCACUUCCUACUGACCAACCUGCUGCUAGGUCGCCUGAAGGAGUCGGCGCCGAGUCGUAUCGUCAACGUAUCCUCCUCGGGCCACUUCUGGCCUGCCGAGAAGGAUUUGAAUGAUCUGGCGAUGAAUAUCAAGUACUCGAUGAUGCACGCCUACUCCGUCAGCAAGCUGUGCAAUGUUAUCUUCACCCGUGAACUAGCGGACAGAAUGGCUGGCACGGGCGUGACAGUCAACAGCCUCAAUCCAGGCUUCGUGACGACAGACAUUGUGCCCUCCGGUUACAGCUUAUUCGCACUCAGCAUUUACUUCUGCAGGACUUUCGCCGCGAAGGACGCGGCCACCGGAGCCCAGACCAACAUCCACCUGGCUGUGUCGGAGGAGCUCGAGGGCGUGACGGGCCGCUACUUCGAUAACUGCAAGGAAAAACCCGCCAACAAGUUGGUGGACCGCAAGGACCUGGCCGCCGCCCUGUGGGAGGCCAGCGUGAAGGCUGUCGGGCUGCAGCAGCACGAGACAUACUGCUAAAUGCUGAUGUCCGCGACCCCGCCGGUUCACCGCAGACCACUUCUUCGUGCCUCACCCUCACCCCAACAGCAAGAAAACAAAACACUGAUGAAUGCUACUUCACCUCCCCUCAACCCCCCUGACUCACAACAGCACUCGCUAUACGCUUCCCACGGUUCCGCCAGGCGCCUCCCUUGCCUGUUCGGUCUCGGCGUCCUCAUACUGUCCACCUACACGAGGCAUGAUCACAGCCUCCCUUGACCCGCUUCAGCCCUGUUGUUCAGCAAAGUGUCAUCCCGAGACAUGCAGUGAGGCAGUUCGUAUGUGACAAUGUUUGCUGGCCAACGUGUGAUAGUGGCAAGGCCCAAUAGCCGUCCCUCUCCAUCCCCCUUUCCUGGGCCUCCCAGCGUCCCGAGGUGGCCUCACUCAGGGCCGCGACGGGACGUGACCUAUUCCUUCUUUUAGCUUCGAGCACCGCAUAGAUUUGUUGUCCAUUUAUUCUACUACAUAUUUUGUCACUAUUAUUGAUUCCGAGCUAAGUCCGUAUUGUUCAGGAGUGGCUGAUUGUGCUCCACACGGGCAAAUGUGUAUGGGUCACCUCUGCCUAACCCAAAUAAAUCACUGCAGGACAUGAUGUGCACCCCUGUCGAGCUAUUGGCUUUUAUAAAUUUCAAAAAGAA
Messenger RNA from Eriocheir sinensis (Chinese mitten crab), 4148 nucleotides. RefSeq lists its product as uncharacterized. Bases 202 to 3489 code for a protein of 1095 amino acids. The record is from RefSeq and is a predicted model, not a curated record. Lineage: Eukaryota; Metazoa; Arthropoda; Malacostraca; Decapoda; Varunidae. The transcript is spliced from 28 exons.